Molecule: messenger RNA, 2640 nt
Organism: Xiphias gladius (swordfish)
Lineage: Eukaryota; Metazoa; Chordata; Actinopteri; Istiophoriformes; Xiphiidae
Product: carboxypeptidase Q-like
Exons: 11
Coding region: 130-1650 (506 amino acids)
Biological process (GO): proteolysis; peptide catabolic process
Molecular function (GO): metallodipeptidase activity
Source: RefSeq, a predicted model, not a curated record
GUAAACAGACAGACCGGAAGUUUACUUUCGUUAAAAACGCUGGAAUCAGGAGCAUUGGCCUGUUACUGGAUUACAGAUAUACAAAGUCUGCGAGGGCCAACGUAAAGAAAGACACUCGUGGCCUGAAAGAUGGCUUUUGAGGGGAAACCACCCUUCCUCCUCUCCCUCUUCAUGUUUCUCUCCAUGCUGUCAUCUCCGUAUGACUGCCACCCUCACUCUGCGCGGCCCAUGAGUUCAAGCGAUGUGGAUGCAUCCCUUUCCCUCGCAUCCUAUGAUACUGCAAGGGGAGUGUGUUUCUGUGUAAACUCAGUUUCAGAUAUAGCAGCAGAUGUAGGAGACAAUGAUGAUGUGGCAAACAAGAUCAUUGACCUGGCUGUGCAUGGUGCUGCACAGAACCGCUCUUACAGACGGCUGGCCGACUUCACCGACACUAUAGGGAACCGUAUCAGUGGCUCGCACAACCUAGAGAUGGCUAUCGAAUACAUGUACAAUGCUAUGACACAGGAUGGGUUGGAUGUCCAUCUGGAGCCUGUCAAAGUCCCACACUGGGUGAGAGGGAAGGAGAGUGCAGAAAUGAUUGUGCCCAGGGUCAAAAGUCUGGCUAUACUGGGACUGGGUAGCAGUGUAGGAACUCCGCCUGAAGGUAUCGAGGCAGAAGUGUUGGUGGUUCGGUCUUUUGAGGAACUGAAGCAAAGAGCCAGUGAGGCUGUUGACAAGAUUGUGGUCUUUAACCAGCCAUUUGUCAGCUACGGGGAGACAGUGGCUUACCGUUCUUGUGGCGCCUCUGAGGCAGCUAAAGUUGGAGCCGUGGCCACACUCAUUCGAUCUAUCACUCCAUUGUCUAUUAACAGUCCCCACACAGGUUGGCAGGAAUACCAGCAUGGAGUGAAGCGCAUCCCUACAGCCUGUAUCACUGUGGAGGAUGCUGAGCUGAUGUGGCGUAUGGCGCAGAGGGGGCAGAAGAUCGUGGUUAGACUCACAAUGGGAGCCAAGACUCUGCCGGAUGCUGACUCUUUCAACAUAGUGGCUGAGAUAAAAGGCAAGGAGCACCCUGAGCAGGUCGUCUUACUUAGUGGUCAUUUGGACAGUUGGGAUGUGGGCCAGGGUGCUAUGGAUGAUGGAGGUGGAGCCAUAAUUUCAUGGGAGGCCCUGUCACUCAUCAAGGACCUGGGUUUGCGUCCAAGGAGAACAAUGCGAACAGUGCUGUGGACGGGUGAAGAGCAGGGUGGAGUUGGAGCACAGCAGUACUAUGAUCUACAUAAGGUGAACCUGUCCAACUUUGACCUCGUCAUGGAGUCUGACACGGGGACGUUCGAACCGGUUGCUCUGCAGUUUAAUGGCAACAACGAAGCACGAAAGGUGAUGGAAGAAGUUGUCAAAAAGUUGGCUCCCCUCAAUACGAACAAACUGGAGGAGGACGCAGAAGGGGAAGACAUAGGACUGUGGAUGAAGGCAAAAGUACCAGGUGCCAGCCUCCAUGUGGAUGACGCCCGAUACUUUUGGUUCCACCACACUGAGGGUGAUACCAUGACUGUUCAGAACCCUGACGACAUGAACCGCUGCUCGGCGUUGUGGGCAGUUGUUGCCUAUCUUGUGGCGGACCUGCCGGACAUGCUGCCUAGGUAUCCAGUUAGCACACAGGAUACUUAGCCUUCAGUUGACAGGAAGACAGGAUGAUCACUCUGAACCACUGGUUGAUUCCAAAACAUAUGGUGAAAUCCAACUUUAAAAAAAAUGAUUGAUAAUGACUAGAAUCGUGUCAUGAUUAUUUUGAAUCUGAAGCAGGCUACAGUCCAGAACAGGACCAAAGAAAGGGCAUGCAAGGUUUUAACUGAAAACCAAGAGCAAAAUAACAAAUAUCAAUGUGAGCAAAGUCAUUUUCAGCAAAACACAUUAUGCUUAGAAAUAAGGGGGAAAAGAAGAAAAGAAGACCAAAAGAAUGAAAUCUGUGUGUAAGAUAAAGGACUUUCUCAGGUAAUGUGUUUGUCCUAGUGCCUUAAUAUAAUGGGCAAAGUCAGGCAAAGCAAAGAAUAACAGGCAAAUGACUGAGAAAGUGUUUUGAGAAAUUGUGAAGCUGCCUAAAUUUGUAAUGCUUCUGUCAGUUUCCAGUAUUAUCUAAAGGAAAAAACUCAUCUUUACAAACUAUAUAUUUAGUUAACUGUUUGUCAGUAUUACAAAUACUACAAUUCCUGUCACUCUCACGUAAUAUUCAGUGAAAUUUGAAGAAAUCAUUGCGCUGUUGUGAUAUCAUCAAUAAAGCAUGAAUCAACGUGUUACGCACUUACUCCCAUCUGCCUUUAUCUGCUGUAAUGCUUUGAGUUUUGCUGAUCGUGUAGUUUCUGUGACUUAAGAGAGUAGAAGACAUAUACAACACUGAGUGUUUGUUUCCAUAAAAGGAGGUGGAGGAAAGAGGAAUGGAAAAGCAAGAGUCAUGAUGGGUGAAGAAAUUAUUAGAGUGCAAAAAAUGAUGAGAGAUCAUGCAGUGGAGGAGAGGAACUAAAGAGAAUUCCUCAUUUUGUGGGUGCCACGCAGACCAAUGCAGAGGAUUUAACAAACACACACAGCUGCGAUCUCUUUACCCAAGAACUGAUAAGUCAGUUCUCCCUUUGGUCUUACUGACUAACCCUGUACUAACCCUGA